Messenger RNA from Lachancea meyersii CBS 8951, 828 nucleotides. The record is from the annotation of a GenBank genome assembly. NCBI's taxonomy places the organism in Eukaryota, Fungi, Ascomycota, Saccharomycetes, Saccharomycetales, Saccharomycetaceae.
AUGACCAGCAUUAGUUUGAAUGGAUCCAUACCCACAAGGCCGGGGACGGUAUAUUUGGGCAAAUACAGCUUUUCUCGAGAGACUCUGGACAAAACACAAGAUUCGCAGGAACUUAUUGACUUCAAGGACCCACCAAGAACAGCUCGAUCGCUUAGGUCAACUAUAAGACGAGCCUGGGUAAAACCUCUGGAGCCACUGAAGCCAUCCCCGCCAGCGACACGACACCACAGAUUUCGCAGAUGGCUCAACAAACGCGAGAGAGAUUUCACUUGCAGCUGGAGCGAGGCCGAAGAGCUUGCGGGCAUGGACACCCAGCGUUUUGCAGAGCUGCGUGAGCGAAGUGAGUUUAAAAAUGAAUACGGAGGAUUAGAGGCUGACGACUUAUCGUUACCUUCCAUAGGAUUCAAAGAUGAUUGUGGCACUGAGGAAAAUGGAUUAGACAUGUUUAGCAGAAUUUAUCUGGAUUCAGAUUCAGGUGCUACAUUGUCGGAUAAUACGGAGAGGUCUCCAGCCACCGCGCUAUCUUCCUCUAAAAGAAGGUUUGAUUUGCUUCGCAGUUUCCGGUUGCGGUUGCAUCGAAGCCGGAUUCGCAACGAGCUCACACUCACAGACCGGUAUUUGGGCUCAGAGGAAAAUAUCGAACGGUGUUUGCAAGAAAUGGAUUUGAUGCCGUUCGAUCUUACAGCACCCUCGACCGCGGGAAAUGACAGCGCAAGUGGAGACAGACACAAAGAAGAGCAGUAUAGCGGUGCUUUAAGUGACAAAAGUACCAUGGUCGAGGAGACGUUCCGACCAGGAACGUGGCACAUCAAAAAAAGGAGACAGUGA